AUGAUUGCCGCCACGAAACGGAAAGUUCUCGAUGGAAUGAACCGCCGUUACAUUUACGGUCGCGUGCCUCUUCUACACACGAUUAUUUUCCUCAUCGAGAUGGCCGUAGCUGCUCGCCUUGCCGCCAAGUUUAAUACCUAUUAUGCCGAAAAGCCAGUUCUUACAACUAUGGUCACCAACGCGGUGCUCGGUGGGGUGGCCGAUACGGUUGCGCAGCUUAUCACGGCGUUCAGGCAUCGAUCACAGCAACGAUCGCUGGAAGACAACGACUUUAUUUCGAUAGAGAUUGAAGAUUUGGAUAAGCAAAGGCCGCCUGUCGUCGGAGAGUCAGGAUAUAUCAAAACUGCGCCGCCGCCAUUCGACUUUGAGCGUCUGACUCGGUUUAUGGCGUAUGGUUUCUUCAUGGCCCCCAUACAAUUCCAGUGGUUUGGCUUUUUGUCUCGGGCAUUCCCCCUCACCAAGGCGAACCCGACCACUCCGGUAUUCAAGCGUGUCGCUUUUGAUCAAUUUAUCUUUGCACCAUUCGGUCUCGCCUGCUUCUUUUCCUACAUGACGAUCGCUGAAGGUGGCGGCAAGAGAGCUCUAGCACAGAAGUUCCGCGAUGUAUACCUGCCGACUCUCAAAGCCAAUUUUGUGCUGUGGCCGGCGGUGCAGAUUCUCAACUUCCGGGUCAUUCCAAUCCAAUUCCAGAUUCCAUUUGUUUCAUGCAUUGGUAUCGCGUGGACCGCGUACCUCUCGCUCACCAACUCCUCCGAGGAGUCCUAA
Messenger RNA from Penicillium pulvis, 765 nucleotides. RefSeq names its product Mpv17/PMP22 family protein. Lineage: Eukaryota; Fungi; Ascomycota; Eurotiomycetes; Eurotiales; Aspergillaceae. The transcript has 6 exons. Gene Ontology annotation, cellular component: cytoplasm; membrane. Bases 1 to 765 code for a protein of 254 amino acids. The record is from RefSeq and is a predicted model, not a curated record.